Messenger RNA from Colletotrichum siamense, 3138 nucleotides. Its product is annotated as putative ATP-dependent helicase. Gene Ontology annotation, molecular function: ATP-dependent chromatin remodeler activity; ATP binding. Bases 1 to 3138 code for a protein of 1045 amino acids. Lineage: Eukaryota; Fungi; Ascomycota; Sordariomycetes; Glomerellales; Glomerellaceae. The record is from RefSeq and is a predicted model, not a curated record. The transcript has 10 exons.
AUGGACAGCCUCCGCUCAGAUGCAACUUCAUCUGCUCCUGAAGGUUGCGUGAAUCAACUCACCAACUCGAGUCCAGAGUCAGACAACUCAAUCAAUGAUGACUUCAACCUCCUUCAGCAGUUACAGGAUUUUGACCCCAGUCAAGAAACGAUUCUUGAUACUGAGACAUCUCACAAUCUUCACAUAGCACCUUCAGACACAGCUCAAUGUGAAGAUGCGAACGAAACUCACAGUGACAGCCCGGAGCACGAGACGUCGAGCACCGAGGAUGAAGAUUCAUCAGACUCGGAGCCAGAACUAGAUGCUCCAUCAGACUCAGAGCCGGAACCGAAUGCGGACCCGUUGGACACAGACUUUGAACCAAUGGAGGAUGUAAAGGAUGAAUCGCCCAAGCCUCGCGACAAGCCCACAAGAAAGAGAGCAACAAGCACCGGGGUUGCAAAGACUGCCCAACAGAAGGUGAGGAAGAACCAGAGAAAGAUCGACGAAAUAUUCAAGAUUCACAUCAGGAGCGAGCUGAAGAGGAAACGGGGCGCUGGAUAUGGCAACGUGCACAUCGAACCGCCUAAGGCAAAGAAGAUGAGAAUGUCUUCUGCAAAGUCGGACAAAAAAUAUCAGCGAAGCAUCGAAGAGAACUUUCAUGACACCGGCAAGACAACUGCUCGCGCCACAGCCAACCGACCAAUCACCCAAAAAGAAAGAAACGAGGAGCUGAAGGACAGAAUCAGUCACGGCACGAACAACCGCCGAAGUGGAACUCAAAAGCGAGAUCUCAAAGAGGCCACGAGCAUCUUUGGCUACAGCAAAAUUGUUUGCUUCCACAACGGAGAGUACUACCUCAAGGGAAUGAGGGAGACCACCAAGCUCAGAGAGGAGCAACUUCCCGCCGUCUCAUGGAUGGUCCAGAGGGAGCACGGCAUAUCGCCUCCUUUUGGAGGAGUUCUCGGGGACGAUGUUGGUCUCGGAAAGACAAUGGUAUCCAUGGCUUGCACCGUGGGGAAUCCUGCGUCGGCUGAAGACCUUCAAACCUACUUCGGUGCCACUUUGAUCAUUGUGCCGUCAACUGACAUGGCUAAGCAAUGGCGAGCAGAGUAUCUCAAGCACGUUGAAGCCAUCAGAGACAAUGAGAUUCUCAUCUGGUCCAACGCUCAAUGGAAGGAGUCAAGCGUGAACUUUCACAACUACAAGAUUGUGAUCGCCACGAUUACUGAGAUUCGUGGAAACCUCACAGACGAAGAGCUGAAGAAGAUUGAAGCGGAACACGGCAUGGAAAGUGACGAGUAUCGAGCUGCGCUGGUCAAGUUUGCCGGCCCAGUUUACGGCAUCAAGUGGUACAGAAUCAUUCUUGAUGAGGGGCACGCUGUGAAGAACAUGAAUACCCUAUCUUUCAAAGCAUGUUACGGCCUUCAACGAAAAAGCUUUUGGGUUCUCACCGCGACUCCCCUGGUAGACAGAGAGACAGAAAUUUUUCCAUAUCUCAGGCUCGUGGGAGUCGAGGGCAUCAACACCUACCAAGACUUCAAGGACAGCUACCUUGAAUCUUAUGACUGCGAUACCAAACUGGACGCCUUGAUCCAUUUGGUGACAUACCGGAGAACGAAGAAGGAUAAGUUCCUUGGCCGGUUAAUCACGGGAGAUCUGCCUGAGUUCGAAUCCAAAGAGGUAUGGGUCACUCUCAGCAGACAUGAGCGGAUGAUCUACGACCUCAUCACAGAACACUACGAUGCUCUCGAAAAGCGGGAAGGACUCAGUCGGAUAAACUGCCAUCGCAUGAUGAUUUCUCAUGCUUGGAAUAUCGAGGGUGUCUUCAGAGAUGAUCUCAACCCUUCAUUCUUGACGAAUCUGAGAGACGGGCUUGAGGAAUUGGCGGCCGACCCCUGCGCCAUCCCCCAAGCCAGGAAGCUCCUUCACGCAGCUCCACCCAAUGACCAAGACUCGGAACUCUUCGUCACUCAAGAGCCAACAGUGGGUACUAGCUCUUCCAAGUCGCAGGAUGCAAAGACAAAGAGAAAGAAGAAGAGAUCGAAGAAGACAGAGGAGAAGAAGUCGACCAAACCAAAGGAAGACAGGAUUUUCCAUACGGAUUCGACAGACAAGACACUCGGCAUGGACAAUCUCCUGAAGUAUACCAUCAACGAGCAGAUGGUGGACGAAGGUUGCACGAAGUGCGGGAAGACGUCAAUCGACAAGCCCUGGAUCAUUUCCCAGCCAUACGACCGAAAAACAGGUGCAAGGCUGGUUGAGAAUCUGUCUACCAAGGAGACAGAGUACGCUGAGGUUGACAGGGUGAGAGCACUUAAGGAAGCACAAUCCGCACCUCCCACCGCGACUCUUACAAAGAGAACACCGAAGAAAUCGAAGAGGCAGAAACAGCUCAGUGCCAGAGAGGAGAAGAAGAUCGUCGCGGACUUCACCAAGAACAAGUACGGCGGCGAUUAUCGCGGUGUCUUCUUGGAUCUGAAGGGCAAGGAUAACGCUUUCAUCAACAUUGGAGUUCACGAGGCAGACGGUAUGAUUCCGCUCAGCUCCAAGACUGCGUGUGCCAUGGACUACGUCCUCCAAUUCCAGAGUGAAGCGCCCGAAGACAAGAUCAUAGUUUUCCACGAGUUCCUGAAGACCGCGAAGAUCCUCGGCAUCGCUUUGCGUCAGUAUGACAUCCCCUUCUACUACUUCAAUGGCGAAAUGUCCGCCAAGAGCAGAGAAGAUGCCAUUACGUCUUUCAAAAACGACCCAAGCAUCAAAGUCCUGCUCGCGUCCAAGGUCGGCAAGGAAGGCCUGAACCUGACCUGCGCCAACCGCAUCAUCAACAUCGAUAACUGGUGGAACAAGGCCGCCCAGCAACAGAUCUUCGGCCGCAUCGACCGCACGGGACAGACCAAGAAGAUGUACGCCGUCGUCAUCAGAGCCGCCGACACCAUCGACGAGCACAUCGACGACUUGCAGGAGACCAAGGCCGAGAAGGUGGCGCACAGAAUGCAAGAUGACCGACACGAGACGAAGCUCAUGUCGUACUGGGAGGUAAUGAUGCACACGGCGCCCAUGGCCUACCAGGCCAAGUGCACCCAACUGAUUAAGGAGAUUAGAGAGGAGGAUGCUGCGGAGGCUGCACAGGGGGCGAGGCUUUGGGUAAAGGUCUGA